Messenger RNA from Homo sapiens (human), 1419 nucleotides. It is a transcript of the gene TSSK4, whose product is annotated as testis specific serine kinase 4. The transcript is spliced from 4 exons. Gene Ontology annotation, biological process: fertilization; spermatid development; flagellated sperm motility. Gene Ontology annotation, molecular function: identical protein binding; protein kinase activity; magnesium ion binding. Lineage: Eukaryota; Metazoa; Chordata; Mammalia; Primates; Hominidae. The record is from RefSeq and is a predicted model, not a curated record. The coding region runs from base 229 to 1134 and encodes 301 amino acids. Gene Ontology annotation, cellular component: motile cilium; sperm flagellum; acrosomal vesicle.
AAAGUAACAACAGCCAGUGGAGACAAAAAGAACUGCUUCUCUUUCUUUCCCCCUCCAAGUUCCUAGUGGAGGGCUGAGUCCAGCAUCCCAGACUCGUGUGACUAUAUAGGCAAGCAUUUGGGGACCUACUUCACUUUGAUACCCUAGCCUUCAGCAGCUCAAGGUGUUGGCCUUUGGAUAGGAGGCUUCCAAGUAGUAAAGCUCCCUGCUCUCAGCAAGCCCAACACCAUGGGGAAGGGAGAUGUCUUAGAGGCAGCACCAACCACCACAGCCUACCAUUCCCUCAUGGAUGAAUAUGGUUAUGAGGUGGGCAAGGCCAUUGGCCAUGGCUCCUAUGGGUCGGUAUAUGAGGCUUUCUACACAAAGCAGAAGGUUAUGGUGGCAGUCAAGAUCAUCUCAAAGAAGAAGGCCUCUGAUGACUAUCUUAACAAGUUCCUGCCCCGUGAAAUACAGGUAAUGAAAGUCUUGCGGCACAAGUACCUCAUCAACUUCUAUCGGGCCAUUGAGAGCACAUCUCGAGUAUACAUCAUUCUGGAACUGGCUCAGGGUGGUGAUGUCCUUGAAUGGAUCCAGCGCUACGGGGCCUGCUCUGAGCCCCUUGCUGGCAAGUGGUUCUCCCAGCUGACCCUGGGCAUUGCCUACCUGCACAGCAAGAGCAUCGUGCACCGCCUGAUGCCCAGCCUUUCUGCUGCUGGUAGGGACUUAAAGUUGGAGAACCUGUUGCUGGACAAGUGGGAGAAUGUGAAGAUAUCAGACUUUGGCUUUGCCAAGAUGGUGCCUUCUAACCAGCCUGUGGGUUGUAGCCCUUCUUACCGCCAAGUGAACUGCUUUUCCCACCUCAGCCAGACUUACUGUGGCAGCUUUGCUUACGCUUGCCCAGAGAUCUUACGAGGCUUGCCCUACAACCCUUUCCUGUCUGACACCUGGAGCAUGGGCGUCAUCCUUUACACUCUAGUGGUCGCCCAUCUGCCCUUUGAUGACACCAAUCUCAAAAAGCUGCUAAGAGAGACUCAGAAGGAGGUCACUUUCCCAGCUAACCAUACCAUCUCCCAGGAGUGCAAGGUCCAACUGCUCAUUGCCUGUGUGGCACAAUGGAGAAAAACUCAGGCAAGACCUCUCUCUCCCCUGCUCUAGAACCUGAUCCUCCAGAUGCUACGCCAAGCCACUAAGCGUGCCACCAUUCUGGACAUCAUCAAGGAUUCCUGGGUGCUCAAGUUCCAGCCUGAGCAACCCACCCAUGAGAUCAGGCUGCUUGAGGCCAUGUGCCAGCUCCACAACACCACUAAACAGCACCAAUCCUUGCAAAUUACGACCUGAAAAUGGCUGAGGGAGGGGGCUAAGAGAGGAGCAAAGCAGGAGGUCUUGGGCUAAAAAUCUUUUUUACCAAAAAUAAAUCUAAGUCUGAUUUAGUUUCAUCAA